AUGAACAUAAUUUUUUUUUAUUUAUUAGGUUUAUUAUGCCUUCUAUAUAAUAAUAUAUUUUGUAUUGAAAAUAAAAAUGAACUUUACAUUUUAGAAGGACAUAAUAAUUUAACUGAAUUACUUGCAUUAAUAGCAUGCGAUGAGCACAGAGAUAUUUAUUCUGAAGAUGAAUGUGACUUACUCAACAAUUUAAGCAGAAGAAAAACAGUUACAAAAGAAGAAUUAUUAAGGACUUUAAAUAUAUUAGAAGAGAAAUGUAAGAAUAUUCUCCAUGAUUCAGAAAAAGAUAAGCUUGAAAGAUUAAUUGAUAAAAUUAAAGACGCAUUGAAAAAAAAUAAUUUCAUUAUCAAAGAUGAUAAAGAAAGAAAAAAAAAAACAUUAAAUAAAAGCACUCUCUUAUUAAAACUAGAGAAUUCUUUGAAAAAAAAAGAUCUUGCUAAUUUUAAAAAAGUUAGCGAUCUUAUUAAAUUAAGAAAUUUAUAUUUACAUCAAAAUUAUAGAAUAUGUAGUUCUUCUAAUGAAAAGCUAUUGCUAGGCAUUCCUAGAAAGCUGCAUGUAACAGAUUGGAGUGUGAAAACUAUAAAUCUUCCAUUAUCCUUUAGGAUUACAAAUCAGAUAAGUACACCAGAAUCCUUUUGUUCUAAUACGGCAUGUGUGCCAUUGCAAUACGAUAAAUCUGUAAAACUAUUUAAGCCUUUACUUGAUUUUAAUUUAGAACAAUUAGAAAAUGACUUGAAGUCUCAGUUGAAGACUUAUGAAGAAUCAAAAAAAGAAAUUUCUUUUCUGAUAAGAGAAAAAAAUGAAUUAAAAAGAGUUUCGUUAGAUAUACCUUCCAGCAGAAUGCCACAACCUCAACCCAAUGAUGAAUUAAAAGAAUCGUUAGAAGAAGGAGAUAAAAUUCUUACUUAUGUAAUUAGUAAAAGAUUAAAAGGAGCUUCGAGUGAUUACACAUUUAGUAUUCCAAAUAAAGAUUUUAUACAUUUUUCAGCAAAAAAAAUUAAAAAGACAAUACAAAUCCCAAAAAAACAGUCGAAAGACAUAUCCUCAAAGAAAUCUAGAAACAAAGUUAUAAUUAAUGUUAAAUCUCCAAUAAAAAUGAAAAAUAAUUCUUUAAAAAAAAGAAAAGCAAAGAAAUCAAGGAAAAAUAAUAAUAAUUACCAUAUAUUUAUAAAAGGAAUCACACAGAAACAACCUAAAUGUUUCACAAAAGUAUAUGAUAUCCCAAUUAAAAAAAAAACAGUAAUUAAACCAGUCACAAAUAAUAAAUUUGUAAAAAAGGUAAUAAUUAAAAAAGUUAUACAGGAAGUACCUGUUGUUAAAGAAGUAAUAAAAGAAAUACAACCUGAACCUAAAGAACCUCAUGUUCAAAAUUGUCCACAACAUACUAAAAAUAAAUGCGGUGAUUAUUUUUACGCUAUUCCAUUGAUUAAAUUUUAUCAUCCAAGUGGCAGUAUACAUUGCUUAUCGUGUUCUCAGUAUGAAAAAAAUUCACCUUGUAAUUGUGCUUUGGAUGAAAAUUUUAUCAAACUUAAGUAUGGUCAAAAUUGCAUGAUGUGCAUACCUACUAGUGUCAUUAACCAUUGUUUCUGCAACAUGAAUAAUUCAAAGCAAUCAAUAGAAAAAUCUCCCAAGCAACCAUCAGAUACACCAUGUGCAUACAGCAAUAGUUGCUCACAUAAAAAUUUUCCUAGUAAUUAUACACCUAAAAAUAAUAACGUUUUUUCAACUUCUUCAAAACAUACUUCAAGUUAUAAUAGUAAAUUAGAAAGAAUUUGUGAAGAAAAAUAUAAUUCCAAAUUGGUUCAAAAAUUUUAUGUAUAUAAUUCAUCAAAAAAAAAAAUUUUUGGAAAGCAACUAUCAAAAUUUACUACAUCAGGUAAUUCGCAGAACAACUAUGUAUAUUCUACCGAAAAUAGUGAUGAGGAAGAAAGUAAUGGUUUAGAUGAUGAUGAAGUAUAUAACGCAAAAGAUAAUAAUGACGAAGAAGAUAAUGAUGAAGAAGAUAGUGAUAAAGAAAACGAUGAAGAGGAUAAUGAAGAAGAUAAUAAUGAAGAAAAAGAUAAUGAUGAAGAUAAUAAUGAAGAAGAUAAUGAUGAAGAUAAUAAUGAAGAUAAUGAUGAGGAUGAUAAUGAAGAUAAUGAUGAAGAAGAUAAUGAUGAAGAAGAUAAUGAUGAAGAAGAUAAUGAUGAAGAUGAUAAUGAUGAGGAAGAUAAUGAUGAAGAAGAUAAUGAUCAAGAAAAUGAUGAUGAAGAAGAUAAUAAUGAAGAAGAUAAUAAUGAAGGAGAUGAUAAAGAAAAUGAGGAAGGCAAAAAUAUAAGUGAUAAUAAUGUAGAUUUUAGUAGUGGAUGUCCAUAUAAAAAUUUUGUAAUGUAUAAGGAUAAACAUGAUGAAAAUGGGGAAAAUGAAGUCACUAAUAAUUUAAGAGAGGAUUCAAGAGAAUUUAUAGAUGAAAGUCAUGAAAUUGAAGAUGAAUAUUCCUUAGAUGCAAAUGAUGAUAACGAAUUUAUAGCGUUUAAUGAAUCGUUGGAAUAUAAUAAUAAUAUGCAAAAUUUAAAAAAAAAUUAUUAUAAUACAAUUCAUAGAAAAGGUUAUUACUUAAAUUACGAUGAAAAUGAAUACUUUCUUAUUAAAUUAAGAUUUAUAUAUAAAACUUCAUUCUUUACAAGUACAAAAAAAGAAGUAAAUGCUUAUUUAAAAACACCUGAAAUAGGUAUUAACUAUAAUAAACAAAGAAUACUUUAUUUGAUUAGUAAAUUCUUUAGUAAAUCAUUUAAACAUGUAAAUUAUAAAAUAAAUAAGUCAAAGGUGCAUAUGUUUCCUAUAUUUAAAAAUUCAAGAAUUCAAAGCUAUGAUUUAGAUUUUGGUAAGAUAAAAAGUAAGUAUGCCAUAUCUUUAAAUAUGUUUAAACGUUCAGUUUUUGAUUUAGUAAAUAACGCAAUUUAUUUCAUUAGUCCUGAUGGAAACUAUAUAUUAUUAGAAGAUGUAAUAAAGAGAGUACAAGAUAAAACACAAAGGAGAAAUUAUAAUUUUAUUAAAAUAAAACCAAAGUUGUAUCAUUAUUUUAUAAGUAACAAACAAGAAAAUUAUACAACACAAGGCAAUGAUGAUACAGAAAGUGAGGCUACAGAUGUAUUUGACGAAGAAACUACACAAGAAGAGAUUAAAAAAGAUGAUAUAGAAGAAAACAAAAUUAAUGAUACUUCAAUCCUUAAAGCGUUAUCCGACUAUGAUAAUGUGCUAUCACAAGAGGAUAUAAAAAUGAUCAAUGAGUAUAAUAAAAAUGUAAUAAUUGAUAAAAAAAAUAUUAAUGGAGAAGAAAUAACAGAAAUAACAAUUAAAAAAGAUGAAAGCAUUUUUGAAAAGGAGAUAGUAGAAGAAAACAUUGAUGGAUAUGAAUCUAUAACUAUUGAUAGUGAUGAAAGUAUUGAAGAUGUUAAUGAAACAGCAAAAAAAUAUAUAAAUGAGUAUUUCAGUAUACAUAAUAUGCCUAUACAUUACAUUGAAAACUUUAAGAUUUCUAAAAAUGUAAUUUACAUAUCUUCUGAUGUAAAUAGCGAUUUGAAUAUGCUUAAAAUGAGUAUUAUAGGUAUGUGCAAUAUUAUUGAUAGUUCUAUUGAUGAUUUCAGGCUUUGUUUAGCUAAUAAAGAAACUGAUGUUUAUGAUUAUAAUGAAUGCAUUGAUAUACCAGAAUCCAUAAAUAAUAUCCAAGAAUUAAACAAUUAUAGCAAAUCGUUAAAUAUGAAAAUAGUAAUUGCUCCAUUAAAUAUGAAAUACAUUAAUAUAAUACCUAGAAGUUUCGAUUAUUUAUAUAAUUCAAAUGAAUACAUUCAUCCCUCAAAAAUUUAUGAAGAAGAAAAAGAAAAAGAUAAGGAAAAAGAAAAAGAAGGAAGAGACUUAUAUGAAGAAGAUGAUGAAGGAAAUCUUGUUUUAAAAGAAGUAAAAAUUAAAAAAGAUAAACAGUCCUCACUUAAAAAUGAUAAAUUAAAUGAUAAUAUAAGAAUAUCAGGAACUUCAUUAGAAUCAAGUGAAAGAAAUAAUGAGCAAAAUUAUGAUGUUUCUACUAGUUUUGACAAUGAAGAAGUUAUAGAAUAUGAAAAUAAAGAAAUAUCUAUACUUGAAGACGAAGAACUUUAUAAAACGAAUAGUUUCUAUAAACAUUUUGAAUUAUAUAUAGACAAUCCAAACAGAAAAAUUGAUAUAUUAAAUGCUCCUAUAUUAAAAGUAUAUACUUUUGAAUUAUUUAUUGCUGAUAUUAUGAACAAAACAAUGCAUGUUCCUUCUAUUUUCACUAGCCCUCAUUCAUACAAGAAGGGUUUACGUGUAAUAGAUACUUAUUUGUAUUUUGACUAUUAUACAUUUAACAAAAAUACAAAUGCUAUAAAUUCAUUAACGUUUGAAAAGAAUAUUCCAUUAUAUGAGGUAUUAAAAGAACUUAAAUCAAGAAACGAAGGGUUAAUGAUUAAAAAUAAAGAUAGUGAAGAAGGUUUGAGUGUAGAUAAUCUAAGAGAUAUGAAAAUCCCAUCAAAAAUAAAUUUGGCUGAUUCAAGAUACAUACACUUUGAAAUACCAAUAUUUUAUUUGGAUGAAGAUUCAAAUUUUUUUCAAGAUAAAAUUAUUUUAAGGAAUAUUCCAGAGACACUUACCAUAAAUGAGUUAUGCAGUUCUAUAAAAAAUAUAAUUAAUGAAACUUUAAUUUCAUUUAAACUUAAUCUAUUAGAAGAUUUACAUAUAUAUACAAUAAGAAAUAAUAAAUGGGAAAACGUAUUAGACAAAUCAUUAGUAUAUGACUUAAAAACGAAUAAUCAAGACAUAUUUACUAUAUUUAUUAACCAUAAAUUUUUAACUAAAAAUGAUUUUCAAAUAUUAUCUAAUAUAUCAAUUGAUUUUGUAGAUAAUAGUAUGUAUGCUAAAAAAUUAGAUAUAUAUAUAGAAUAUCAUCUCAAUCCUUAUACUUUAUAUAAUGUACCGAUAAAUAUGUCUUCUAAAAACAUUAAAUGUCUAUUUUUAAAUUACACGGAUGCAAUUUUAACAGAUUCUUUCUUAAAUGAAUUUUAUUUUACCUACAACAAAAAGAAUAUAUCUGAAUCAAAUGGUGAAUUAAAAAAUACUGAAAAUGUAAAAGAUGAAGACAUACAUGUAUAUGAAGGCACUGAAAGUGUAAAUAAUGAAAAAAUACCAUUUGUAUAUUUAUUAAGUAUGAUUACCAAAUUUUAUAAAGUUAAAUUAAAUUCAACUAUAAUGGUAAGUAGUUUAAUUGCCAAUUUAUAUGAACUAUGUGGAAAGAGCUCUAACGAACAUGCUUUACUAGAUGUAAUAAGAUCAUCAAAAACUAAAAAAAAUAUUGAAUUAACUUUGUAUAACAAUUCUAAAAAAAUAUUAGUUAAAAAUGUACCUUCAAAUUUGUUACUAUGGCAAUUUAUCAAUGUUUUGAUGAGAGGUUCAUUUAAUAUUCCCAUUGAAGAUAAAGACAAAUUAUACAACUUAUUUACAUUAGUUCCAGAUGUUAAAGAAGGAUCAAAAUAUUAUGAUUAUUUUUUUUUAUCACGCCCUGGAUAUACUGUUGAAGAAGCAAUAAAAUCAAUACAAGAAGAUAAUUUAUAUUUAGUAAAAGCGUACCCUGAAGAAUUAAAUCACAUAAGUGAUAGUGAACAUUUUAAUAAUUAUUCAAGUUUUAGACUUGAUUCAUUACCGUCUGUCAUAGAUUUUGAAAAUCCUAAUAUAUGCUUAAGUUUCUAUACUAAUUAUAAUAAUGAAAAUAAAAUAACUUACAUAAGAAAUAUUCCUUUGAACACAUCUAUAGACACAAUAUUCAAAUCAAUUCUUUUAAAUAUGUAUUCUUAUUGGGGAAAACUACCAGAAGAAGAAAAAAUAAAAUUUUCUCUUUUUAUCAAUAAUAAUGAAAUAAAAAAUUUCAGGGAUUAUUUAAAAUCUGAAGAAACUCCACAUAUUCGUACAUUACUCUCUUUGAAUGAAAACCCUAAUAAUAAUAUUUCUAUGAUAAAACAUAUUGAUUUGCACAAGUAUGAAUUAGAAUCAGGAAUAAUUUCAGAAGAGGAGUUAGGAAGAAUAAAAUUAUAUGAUUCUCUUCUAAGAGAAGUUCUAUUAAACAAUUAUAUUGACUAUAAUAAUAUUGACCUAAAGGGUUACAAGAUUGAUGUUUAUGUAUACGAUGGAAUUUCUUAUAAACCAACAUUCAUUCAUAAUGUACCAUUAAAUGCUACUAACAAAGAUAUAAUUAACUUUUUAUUAAAUAAAUCAAAUCAUAUUAAUAAUAAACAACUUAUUGAUCAAUUCCUUUUACUAAAUAAAGAAUCAUUUGAUUUAUUGAAGCUUAAUAAACCAAUAAGAAAGAAUGUAGUUUUUUUAAAGGAACUAAUACAAUUCAAUUCUUUAGAAGAACCUAAAUUAUAUUUGGUACACAGACUUUUAUUUAAUCCUUUAGAUAAUUUAUUCCAAAAUAUAGUUGAAAAAAGUUACGAUUUUAAGUCUGAAAAUGCAUCAGUCUCUACUGUAAAAGAGGAAAGAGGAAAAUUAAGUAUAAAUGUAAAUUUAAAUAACAGAAGAUAUAUAUUAACUGUUUUAAAUAUCCCUUAUAGUAUGUGUAUAAUUCAAUUCUUAAGAUACGCUAUUGGAUAUCAAAGACAAUGGAUAUACAAAUUUGUAAAAUUAUAUAUAAUAAAAGGUGAUGAAAAACACGUAUUAAAUGAUAAUAAUGAUACUAUAACAUAUGGUAGGACAGUUAGUGAAAUAUUUGAAAUAUGCAAAACAUAUAAUAAUUGUACCAUACACAUUGAUGUAAAUUAUAAAAAUGAAGUAAAUUAUGAAAUACCAACCUAUGAUAAUAUAAAUGAAUAUGAAGCUUAUGGUUCUACGAACUUCGAAAAUACUAAAAUGAAAAAUAUUAUAUUAAAUGAAUUAAGUAAAAAAAUAAUUGAAGAUGAAAUUCAAAAUAAAAACAUAGAUUUAUCUACAUUAUGUUUUGAAUACAACGCUGGUAUACAUGAAAAGACUAUUUUUGGUUCUUCAAGAAUUUGUAAUAUUCCUAGAGAAUAUACAGUAGGUAAUGUAUUAAGUUAUAUUAAAAAAAGGUUAUUAGAAGAUGCAAAAAUAAAAAUUACUAAAGAUCUACAAAUAAUGAUUAUUAUUAAUAAGAAAUAUGUAUCUGUUCCAAGUAAUUUAAAUAUUGUUUAUGCAAUUCAUUAUCUUUUCAACAAUACACCAUCUAUAGUUUGUGACUCAGAUGAUGGGUUGUUUAAUAUUGUUCACUUAACUUUAUAUAAAACAUUUAUUGAUAUGAAAAAUAAUACAUUUGUUAAAAGGGAUAUAGAAAUGCAUUUGAAAAAAGGUAAUUAUAUAGAAAAUAUUAAUUUCAAACAUGUACCAAUCAACAUAACAGAAGAUGAUUUAAUAACUUAUUUAUUGAGACAUUUAACAAAAAGCUCAGAAGUUACACAAUUUAUGAGAGAUAAUACUUCUAUAUGCUUAUAUCCUCGAUGUGAUCCCAUAUAUAUUCAUCAUAAGAAAAAGCAAAUUGCAUUUAUACCCUCUUUAGUUUAUCAUAAUGUUUUAAAAAAUAUAUAUUAUAUAACAACAGUAGAAGCUUACGAAAAUUUUUAUGCUAGACUUAGUCACAAAGAGUAUAAUUUUGAGAAAUCCCAAAUCUUUAAGAAUACAAAUGUAAAUAGAACAGGAAUAAAUGAAGUUGUAAACAUUGAUAUAAAUAUUCAUUUAACUAAUAUUUAUAAAAGUGUUCGUGUAAGAAAUCUAAAUAUUAAUAUAACAAUAGAAGAUUUAUUAUCAAAAAUAUUUAAAUUUAUAACAACAAGAAAGUAUAAUUGGAAUGAAUUAUUUACAUUUGUUGGUAGCACUUCAAAAGACAAUAUACUUAAAAAAGUAAGCAAAAGUGAAGAACCUCAAUUAUUCAGAGAUUGUUUAAAUGCAGAAGAAAACUUAACAUUUAUUUUUACAUCUCAUGAUAAUGAGAUACAUGACUACUUCAUAUCUAAACUAGCAUAUUUACCAGCAUUAAUAAAUUACCAAACUAAUUAUGUAACCUUAAAUAGUACUAUAAAUGGAUUUGAAAACAAAAAUACAACUUUGCAUGCCUUCCCUGAUUAUUUAACCUCCAAAACUAUGCUUACAAUAUUACAAUAUAGUUUUUUUAAGUUAAUAGGUAAAACUUAUUUAAAUGUUUUCGGUUGUUCUUAUGAUAAUAAUUUGGAUGCUACAAUUGAAGAUACGUCUGUAGAAGGGGAAGAAAAUGGUGGAUUAGUAAAAACAUUGAAAGAUGACAAUGACAAGCAACAAAUGAAAUUCAUCUUAAGGGUAAAUAAAAAUGAAAAAAAAAAAUUAGAUACAAUAAAAGAUUUAGUUAAUGUUGAAAUAAACAUAGGAUGCCAAGCAUUAAAUAAUGCAGAAGAUAUGGAAGAAUGUCUUGACUUGCUUUCUUCUCUAAAUAAUUCUUCCAUAUUUUGGAGAAAUGGGAUAUUAGGUUUUAUGGCAAAUUCCAUAACUAUACGUGAUACUUAUAAUAAUAGCUUAGUUUUACCAAAUGUCGAUUUUCAGAUAAACGAAAAAAUAUUAUUACAAAAUGUAUUAUAUGACAUUGACUUAUCACCGUAUUUAUAUAAAUUAUUCUAUUUAUCACAUAUUGAUAAAAAGUGUAAUACUUAUGAAAAAUUUUUAAAAAAUAGUGUACCACAUAUUCAAUGUUUAUUAUCAUAUGGUUUUAACAUAUACUUUGAUUUACAACAUGACAGUAAAUUAGAAAGCUAUGAUGGUUUUAAAACAGAAAAUGACUCUUUUGAUAUAACUCAAAUACAUUCUUUCUCAAAUUUGCUUGAACAACAUUUUGUUGAAUUGACUUUACAUAACGAUGAUGGAACCUAUGUUAUUAUAAAAAAUGUCUACAGAGAUAUGACUGUUGGCACCUUUUUAAAUGACCUGUCUAAAGCAAGAUUUCAUAUUCAUGGACUAAGAUAUAACGAAACUUAUAUCUUUUAUAAACUUGUAUAUUUAGUUAAUGAUGAAAUAAAUGAUAUAUCUACUGAAGAUUCGAUAGCAAAAGUAAAUGAUAUUGUACUAAAAUUUUCAAAAUCAAAUAUUAUUUUAAAAGUUGUUAAAAACAAUAAUGUAAAAUCUUAUUUCCCAAAUAUGUAUUUAAGUCCAUAUCCUUCGGUAAUUGAUUUAAGCCAAAAUAACUUUCAAGUUUCUAUAUUUUUACCUUCAAAAAAUUUACUUCAUAAUGAUUUAUUAAGAGAGCAAGUUGUGCCGAGCAUUAUUAUUAAUAAUGUCCCUUCUACAACCCUCAUUUCAUCUUUAAAAGAACUUUUGCAAUAUUUAAUAGAGGAAUUCUUAGAAAAUGCAGGAAUUUCUGAAAAUUUAAAUAUUGAUAAAUCUAAGUUUGAUAUCAAAUUUUUAGUUUUUAACUUUAAUCCUUUCACAAAAAAAACUCAAGAAAUUAAUUCGAAUAUAUUAAAUAAUUUAUCAAUUACUAACUUUUAUAACAUUUAUAUUAAUGGAGAUUUAGUACUUCAGUUAGAUAGUCUAAAACAAGUUAGUCCUGAUUUAUAUAAUGAAUUUAUAAAUCAUUUUUCAAAAGUAGUAAUUGAUUUUUCUAAUAGAAAAGUUCAAUUGAAGCAAUCCCAAUAA
Molecule: messenger RNA, 9651 nt
Organism: Plasmodium gallinaceum
Lineage: Eukaryota; Apicomplexa; Aconoidasida; Haemosporida; Plasmodiidae
Gene: LISP1
Product: liver specific protein 1, putative
Exons: 1
Coding region: 1-9651 (3216 amino acids)
Source: RefSeq, a predicted model, not a curated record